GCCAUCGGCAGUCACCUGACGGGCCAACCAGCGUGCGCCUCGGGAUGAUUAAGCAGCACAGUUCCCGACGCGAAUAUCACGGAACGGAGCCAUCUCUCGCCUGGUUGAUCCUAGGCUUGACCCUUUCGGGUCUGAAGCUCGUCGAUGGCCUAUCUGGGCCGGUCAGCAUGGAUCUGAACCCGUUAGGCAAUAUCAGUGAGGAAUAUAUAGCAGCUAAAACCAUGAUAUCUUGGCCCAGUUACUAUGCUCUCGGGCAGUUAGUUCUUCUACUGGCGCCUCGCCCCGAACCCGAACCCUGAAUCCGCCGGCUUCUCCUCCCAGCCCGGGGGCAUACGGCAAAUGGUUUAAACGGUCUUACAGUGUCGGCGUGCACCACUUAUUGCCCUGCAAUGUCGGAGAAACCGAUCUACUAUUGUCACACAACCGGUUCAAGCA
This is a messenger RNA of Aspergillus welwitschiae, 435 nucleotides long. RefSeq lists its product as uncharacterized. The transcript has a single exon. NCBI's taxonomy places the organism in Eukaryota, Fungi, Ascomycota, Eurotiomycetes, Eurotiales, Aspergillaceae. The record is from RefSeq and is a predicted model, not a curated record. The coding region runs from base 45 to 299 and encodes 84 amino acids.